GUAUAAUUACUCUUAGAGUUCUAUAGUAAAACAUUAGGCGCCCAAAAUUCAAAAGAAUACGUUUAAUGCGAAAUUUGUGAAACAUGUCACUUCAAUACACGGCACAUAUAAACGCCAUCAAUAUUACCAAACCAAAAUUGGCAUUCUAUGACAUAUUGUCAAAACUAUAAGGAAAAACGCUUAGCAUCAUUUGCAUCUCAUAAUUUUCAUAAUAUGGACCAUAAAAGCGACCAAAUUAUCGAAUACACAUCAAGUCCGUCAACCGAUGCAGCCAAUGACCAGAAAAGAAGAAGCUCACAACGUUCGAUCAAAAGAAAACGAUUUGAUGAUGAAAUAGUUGAAUUCAGUCUCGGUAUACCUCCAACGCCGUAUCGCGUUGGUGCUCGAUCCCGAACCCAGUCGCAAACGUACGUUGGCACGUUUGCCGAAACUCCGACAGCCGUUUUACCACCGCCAAUUGUUGUACCUGCAUCAGCCCCACCAUUAGCCGCUCCGCUUCCGGCACCAAUGGUGCCAAUCCAGACCACAACCGUUGUUUCGACUCCUACAGUUGCAACGAUACCCACCGCUAAUGUUUUACCAAUGGAAAAGCGGAGACAUUUAAAGAGCAACAAAAAGAACAAAAAGUCUCGCGGCGGCAAUCAAAUAACCACAAAAGAUCUGGGACGCUGGAAACCUAUCGAUGAUUUGGCCUUGAUUAUCGGGAUACAGCAAACAAACGACAUUCGGAUGGUUCAUCGUGGAACAAAGUUUUCGUGCAAAUUUACCGUUCCGGAGAUGCAGUCACGAUGGUAUUCACUGCUGUAUGAAGAACCCAUAUCGCGUAUCGCAGUCGCGGCUAUGAGAAAUCUUCAUCCAGAAUUGGUUGAAAGUGUACAGAGUAAGGCUCUGUAUUCGGUUCAAGAGGAAGAAUUGCUGGGAACGAUAAAGAGUUCGGAGAAUCCGACUAUAGAGACUUUCCAGGAUUUAUUGGACAAGAACGCCUCAGCAUUUUAUCUGGCCAGAACGGCGAAAGCAUUAUUUACCCACUGGCAACUGAUGAAACAGUACUCCCUCUUACCCGAUCAAAUUGUUCAGCCGAAUACCAGACCCGAUCAACUUUUAAGCUUCUCAGACGCUGAAGAAUUGUUGCAAGAUUCUGAGUUGGCUGAACCGAAGGAUGAAGUUCUCGAUUUGGAAUACGCGCUAGCUGAUCGGGCAAACAAAAAGGAAAUUCGACAGCUCGAAAACGAACUAACUCGAUGGGGUGUACUCGUUGAUUCAUUAACUGGUGUUGGCUUUGCUCCAGAAUUUGAUAAUCAGACUCUAGCAGUUUUGCGUGGAAGACUUGUGCGAUAUUUAAUGCGGUCGAGGGAGAUAACAUUCGGGCGAACCACUAAAGAACAAACCGUUGAUGUUGAUCUAACCCUUGAAGGACCUGCGUACAAGGUGUCCCGGAAGCAAGGAACUAUAAAGCUUCGCAGUAACGGCGAUUUCUUCAUUUCGAAUGAGGGCAAACGACCGAUUUACAUUGAUGGUAUGCCGUUGCUGUCGGGAAGCAAAAAUCGAAUAAAUAACAAUUGCGUUAUCGAGAUUGCCGGUCUACGAUUCAUUUUCCUCAUCAAUAAUGAGCUCAUCAAUGCGAUACGUCAGGAGAGUGCCAAAAUGAAUGGGCCGCUUAAUUAGAUGGUGUGUGCUAAAUGAAGUAUUUUGUGUAUUUACGAUGUUCCAAUAAAUCGUAGUGGCAAUGUAUACUGACUAAUUUGAAAAA
This is a messenger RNA of Bradysia coprophila, 1750 nucleotides long. Its product is annotated as microspherule protein 1-like. The record is from RefSeq and is a predicted model, not a curated record. Gene Ontology annotation, biological process: positive regulation of transcription by RNA polymerase II. Gene Ontology annotation, cellular component: NSL complex; Ino80 complex; MLL1 complex. NCBI's taxonomy places the organism in Eukaryota, Metazoa, Arthropoda, Insecta, Diptera, Sciaridae. Gene Ontology annotation, molecular function: protein binding; G-quadruplex RNA binding.